AUGAGUCGCUUGAACGUGGACACUACAGUAGGAGGAAACCACCAGAGAUAUUCGUUUAUGGAAACACCACUCGAAAUGCACCCAUCAUCCUACCAACGGGACUUAGCCUCGCCUCCGCCGGACCAGAGUGCGCCCCCGCAGCAUUCCGCAGUGGAAGAAACUCCGAAAGAGCACCAGCGAACGUGGUCAUAUGCGCCGAGUGAGAAAGAGCAAUUUCAGCAUCAGGGAAUAAUCCCGGAUUAUGCAAACUGUCCGCCCAUCGAGCAGCACCCGGCCAAUUAUGCGCCUUUGGUGCAUAAUCAGCAGCAGCAGCAGCAGCAGCAGCAGCAGCAACAACAUAACACUUCAAUGUCUCCUCAGUCAUACGCAGUUGCGCCCGAGCACCAGCAGCACGCCGCUCAACCUUAUACCCAAUCAUAUACCAGCCAGUCGUAUACAAACAUAGCCGAACAGCAAAGUCACACCAUGUCUCCUCAUACAUAUGCAACCCAGUCGUAUGCAAACAUACCAGAGCAACAGCAGCACGAAUGGCACCAACAGAUCGGCAUGACCAUAUCUCCUCAGUAUGCGAACGUACCUGAACAACAACAGUACAGCACCCCGAUGUCUCCCCACUCAUAUGCGAGCCAUCCAUAUGCGACGCAGCCAUACACCCACCAGGAACAACAGCACAGUAUCGAAAUACCCACCCAGCAAUAUGCCUCGUACACCGAACCUCCCAGCUCACCACCCCCGAACUCACCAGGGCCACUGCCCCUGAAAGUAAACCCCGAAGCUCCACCACGGAGCGAAACCAUGCCCAUUGCUCCGGAUGAAAAUCCCCUCCAGUCACCCAAGUCACUGUAUUUCCCUCCACCCACCAGAGCGACCACAUCGCACGCUGUCCAACCAGAUGACCUGAGCGCAUACCACCAACCUGGCCAAACCACGCAUCCAAACCAGGAGAUCAAGGGAGGAGGAUGGAGCAACGGACUGUGUGAAUUUUCGAAUUUCGGAAUCUGUUGCCUGGGACUGCUAUGUCCGUGUAUUUUGUAUGGGAGGACACAACGCCGACUCUCGAUGAAAUCGAAGAAGGAGGACCCGACCAAUAUGCUUGGAUAUGAGACCUGCAACGGGUCAUGCACGGGGAUGGGAUUGCUAUGCGGAUGUCAAUGGUUACUGGCCACAGUCCAACACACACGAACGAGAAGGGCAUAUGGCAUCCAGGGUAGUAUCCCAUCGGACUGCGUGCGGGCGACCUGCUGUACAUGCUGCACGUUGAUUCAGGACGAGAAGGAGAUCCUGAAGCGUGAGGAAUACCGAUCUCGUGCGGCUAGGGAACGGAGUGCGACUCUGCUCUCCCCGUAUACUACUCCCGGGCCGAUGUCGUACGGCCCGCCACCGAGGUAA
Molecule: messenger RNA, 1389 nt
Organism: Penicillium verrucosum
Lineage: Eukaryota; Fungi; Ascomycota; Eurotiomycetes; Eurotiales; Aspergillaceae
Product: DUF614 domain protein
Exons: 2
Coding region: 1-1389 (462 amino acids)
Source: RefSeq, a predicted model, not a curated record